This is a messenger RNA of Anopheles merus, 871 nucleotides long. RefSeq lists its product as uncharacterized. The record is from RefSeq and is a predicted model, not a curated record. The transcript has 2 exons. Bases 378 to 773 code for a protein of 131 amino acids. NCBI's taxonomy places the organism in Eukaryota, Metazoa, Arthropoda, Insecta, Diptera, Culicidae.
CAUAUAUUUAUGACACAAUGCUUUCCUUAACCUUGAGACUAACGGACAAAUGUGAACAUUCAUGCGUUCGACCGGGGCGUAAACUUCAGAAUGUAACAAUCGUUGUGCCUGACUUUCGAUUCGAUUCAUUACGUCACGCACGUACAUCGAUGGGACAAUAUGCGAAUGCACGCGGCCGAAAGUGGGGUAGCGCAUGACACUUUACCCGAUUGAACCCGUCGAGCAUAUUAAUUAGGUGGGUUUUAUAAGCUACCUUUUCUAUGCACCCGGGAUAGUACCCACAAAUUGCUAGCUUAUGGUAGUGCUCAUUUCACUAUCAGUAGCGAAAGUGGCCAGUUGCCGAAAGGGUGUGCGCUAUUGCAUUCCAGUUGUUCAAUAUGAAAUCAAUCGUGCUGUGGAUCGUCCUGUUGGCAGUGGUACAACAAGUGUACUGUUUCUACAAUCCGUUCGAUUACAAUUUAAAUCUGCAGAAAUUUGAAUACUUUAAAUAUCCACCCAUUGGCAAAAGAGGCCCUCCGGUGCGUGAUGCCUCGGUAGCGCAAAAGGCACUGGCGGUUGUGAGCUAUUUUCACAACUUGAUUGCUGGCCAUCCGGUGCAGGAGAUGCGCUACUACAUUCCGUUCGAUCCGAACCGUGCGCAGCAGCUACGAGGCGCUUAUCAGCGACAGUUUGGAUAUCGGGGUGAAAAUUUGAUCGCUCUGAUCGGUAACGGCUAUUCGCCGCAGGCUUUGCGGUACUACGGAGCGAUUGGGAAGGAUUUUGGAAAGUACUGAGAAGAAGUGUAGUGUUAGUGUGCUGGUAGUGUAUUUAUUUAUAUUGUACAAAUUACUGCGAGGAGUCUGAAAUGGUAAUAAAAAGUACGGUGCCUACA